UGUGGCUCUUUUCGACUUUUCUUAUCGCGAUGAUGAUGAUGAUGAUCGGGAGUAGUAAUAGAGCAUUUCUGAUGUCUUCCACGGCGGCGGCGGCGGCGGCGGCGAUGAAUACACGGAAAGGAGACUUGUUCAAUCUGAAUCCGAACAGCAGCAUCGGGAAUAAGAAGCAUGAUCGGGCUUCGGUUUCUUACGCUCCGAAAAGGAAGCUCCCGGUUCUCCUCUUCGACGUGAUGGACACCAUCGUCCGUGAUCCAUUCUACCAAGAUAUUCCAGCCUUCUUCGGAAUGCCGAUGAGGGAGCUACUCGAGUGCAAGCAUCCCACCGCCUGGAUCGAAUUCGAAAAGGGAUUGAUCGAUGAGGAGGAGCUAUCAAGAAAGUUCUUCAUUGAUAAGAGGGACUUUGAUUUCGAAGGGCUGAAGGAUUGCAUUAGAUCAGGAUACUCUUACUUAGAUGGAAUGCAAGAGCUUCUCCAAACUUUGAGUGCUGACAACUUCGAAAUUCAUGCUUUCACCAACUACCCCAUCUGGUAUAAAAUGAUCGAAGACAAGUUGAAGCUUUCAGCCUACUUGUCAUGGACUUUUUGUUCCUGUUAUACAGGAAAGAGAAAGCCUGAUCCUGAGUUCUAUCUCGAGGUUGUGCAACAUCUCGGUGUUGAACCUUGCGACUGUGUAUUUAUUGAUGACAGGCCAAGCAACGUCAAGUGUGCAGUAGAGAUUGGGAUGCGUGGGUUAGUUUUUGAGAAUGCAGAUUCCCUCCUCAAGGAUCUCUCACAUCUAGGGAUCAACGUCUCUCUACCCAAUAUUUGAUUACGUGUGUCUUGGAUGUAAUUUGUAAAAAUACACUCGGAAAGAACAAUACAUUGGUUUCGGGAAUGCAAGUGAUCAUAAUAAUAAGUAUC
Raphanus sativus (radish) is the source of this 898-nucleotide messenger RNA. RefSeq names its product flavin mononucleotide hydrolase 1, chloroplatic. NCBI's taxonomy places the organism in Eukaryota, Viridiplantae, Streptophyta, Magnoliopsida, Brassicales, Brassicaceae. The coding region runs from base 30 to 806 and encodes 258 amino acids. The transcript is spliced from 5 exons. The record is from RefSeq and is a predicted model, not a curated record.